UUCUAUCACAGCGGAAUGGCUGAUUGGAUGUCAUUAAAUAAUAAUCCCAAAACCAGAUGAAUCGGAUGAAAGAUGAGAAAGCCUACAAGGGCUCCAGGAUCGAAUCCAAAGCGUCACAAGAAAAGCGCAGUGGGACUAAGGUUCUUUACUUCUGAACAAGGCAACCACAAAGUAUAAAGAAGAAUCGGGAGCGGUUCUGGGGCAUUCAGCUUUCUUUCCUUGGAACUUAGGACCAGUAAAGAAUCAAUCUUCAAUGGCUUUCCAUUAUAAAUUUUUCUUCCGCUUCUACUUCUCAUUUCCAAUGCCGUCCGAGCAAGAAACGACUGUUCUGGAAGUAAACCAGAAACUUCUCCGGGAGCUUGAAGAGAUGGGAUUCUCACUGGCCCGAUCAGCACGAGCACUGCACUAUUCUGGAAAUUCUAGCAUUGAGAAUGCUAUAAAUUGGAUCGUUGAUAAUGAGAAUGCUGCAGAUAUUGAUGAAAUGCCCUUGGUAGCAGUCAACAUUGAUAUUGAGUUUCCUGAACCAGAUUGUUCAACAGAAGAAAUCAAAAUGAAAGCACAGGAAUUGAGGGAUCGAGCUCGACAGAAGAAAGAAGAAGAAGAAAAGAAAUCAGACAGAGAAAGAGAAAAGGAAAGGAUUCGAGCAGGUAAAGAGUUAUUUGAAGCAAAGCGAACUGCAGAGGAGAAUGAAAGAAAACGCUUCAUAGCCCUGAGGAAAGCAGAGAAAGAGGGAAAAAGAGCUAGGGAGAGAGUUCUUCAAAGGCUAGAAGCAGAUAAGUUAGAAAGAAGACAGAAGCUUGGAAUUCCAUCAGAAAACUGUGCAGCUUUUAAUCGCUUGACACCUGUUGUGCAAGAUAAAAUGGACUCUUUGCCUAUUUUGUCUAUUACAAAGCUUGACAAUAUGAGAGAAUGUUUGAGGCAUCUCAGGCGCAAUUACAAGAAUGAGGAUGCAAGAGUCAAAAGGGCCUUCCAAACUCUGUUGAUUUAUGUGGGAAAUGUCGUAAAGAAUCCUAAUGAGGAAAAAUUCAGGAAGAUUCGACUGAGCAACCCAUUAUUCCAGGAACGAGUUGGAAGUUUGGAGGGAGGAACAGAAUUUCUCGAGCUUUGCGGGUUUGAGAGAAUUGAAGAGGACAGCUUCUUGUUUCUACCUCGUGACAAAGUUGACAUAGCAACAUUAAACUCAGCUGGGUCCCUAAUAAGAUCUGCAAUGACAAAUCCCUUCUUCGGACUUCUCAGUGGAUAAAAGUUAUUUAUUUCAUCAACCAGCCAUGUGACUCCGGUCCAAAAACUUGGAAGAAAAUUGGACACAGAAAAACUGAAAGAUCUUUCAUUAACUAUCAUAUUGUUUAUGCUUCUAAAAUUUGGAAAAAGAAUGUAAAAAAAAAAACCCAUCCCUGGAAAAUUAAA
Mangifera indica (mango) is the source of this 1407-nucleotide messenger RNA. RefSeq names its product stress response protein NST1-like. NCBI's taxonomy places the organism in Eukaryota, Viridiplantae, Streptophyta, Magnoliopsida, Sapindales, Anacardiaceae. Gene Ontology annotation, molecular function: protein binding. The record is from RefSeq and is a predicted model, not a curated record.